UAUUAUAUAUACCCGUUAAAAGCUCCAUCUGUUUACACAGCCUUCUUAAACCCACCAAGAAUAUUGAUCUACUUGUUUCUAAUUCCAUUAGCUAAAUUAAGCAGAAAUCGAUGGCCACUGCUCUUGAUUUCAUCAACUACUGCUACCUCUUCUUUUUCUGGAUAGUUGCUACUCUUAUAUGGAGUUCUUUCGUAAGAACAUUAUCCAACUUUCGCUCCAAUAUUCGGCACCCACCAAGCCCACCUGCUCUACCCUUCAUCGGCCACCUUCAUCUACUGAGUUCCAAACUACCAAAAUCCUUUGAAACUCUAGCCAAGCGAUAUGGCCCUCUGAUGCAAAUAAGGAUCGGAGACACUAAUUUCCUUGUUGCUUCGGACGCGUCCCUGGCUAAAGAAAUAUUGAAGACCCAUGAUGUUGAUUUCGCCUCCAAGUACCAAUUUGGCGGCGGACAGAACUUGAUAUACAAAGAUCUAAGUUUUAUAAACUGUCCUUAUGGCACCUACUGGCGGUUCAUGAAGAAGCUUUGCGUGACAAAGUUGUUUGCAGGCCCACAGAUCGAUCGUUUCAUCCAUAUCCGAGAGCAGGAGACGUUGAAGCUCUUGAAAUCGCUCAUAAAUAGAGCUAGCAAGGCAGAAGCGAGCGAUUUGAGCAUGGAGCUGUCGACCUUGACGAACAAUAUGAUUUGCAGAAUGGCCUUGGGAAAGAAAUGGUCGGAAAAUCCUAACCUACCUAUGGAGAUUAAGAACUUGGUUAGAGCCAUAAUGGGGAGUGGUGCCAAGUUAGGUUUUUUGGAAAUUUUUGGCCCAUUAAGUAGAUUUGACAUCUCUGGAAAUGGGAAGAAGCUUAGAGACGCACUUUGGGCUUUUGAUAGGGUUUUGGAGCAGAUCAUGAAGGACUACGGAACAAUGGAGAUGAAGGAUGGUACUCGAGAAGGCGAGAAAGAUGUGAUGGACAUAUUGCUGGAGACGUAUAGAGACCCAAAUGCAGAGCUGAAGCUGACGAAAGAACAGAUCAGAUUUUUCUUCUUAGAGCUAUUUUUGGCGGGCGUUGACACUACAUCAGCAGCCGUUCAAUGGGUCAUGGCAGAGCUUAUCAACCAUCCAGAAGUGUUCAAGAAGCUUAGGCUGGAGAUUGAAUCCGUUGUGGGAUCCAGCAGGCUAGUCAAAGAGUCAGACAUUCCAAACCUCCCCUACCUCCAAGCAGUCGUUAAGGAAACCCUAAGAAUACACCCUCCCGGAGCGUUACUUCGAAGGCAAUGCAAUCAAGAUUGCAAGCUCGGUGGAUAUGAUGUAAAGCAGGGAACCAAGAUCUUGAUCAAUACCUAUACAAUCAUGAGGGACCCAAAAACCUGGCACGAACCAGACAAGUUCUUACCGGAGAGGUUCUUAAUGAAUUCCGCCGACAAUUUUGAGCUGGGAAACAAGGGCCAGGAUUUUAAUUUCCUACCAUUUGGUAGUGGAAGAAGAGCAUGCAUCGGUCAGCCUCACGCGUCAAUAGUGCUGCAUGCAACAAUUGGAUCCCUGAUCCGAUGUUUUGACUGGAAACUUCAAGAUGCAGAGAAGGUUGAUAUAAAAGUGGUGACGGGAUACGCAGGAGCAGUGGCACACUCUCUUAUGUGUUAUCCCAUCACACAUUUUGAUCCAUUUAAGGGUUAAAUAUUCCUGGGAUGGAUUGAAAGCUUGUUGUAUUUUGAUCUAAUUGAUGCAAUUAAAAUGAUCUUGAAGUGUCAAUGUAAAAUAAUGUUCUUCAAGUACUUUCGUGUGGCUGGCCUGUAAAAUAAGUAGUGGUUCCUAGCUAGCACUUCCAAAUUAAUGAGCGUGUUGCUAAUUA
This is a messenger RNA of Carya illinoinensis, 1830 nucleotides long. RefSeq names its product 3,9-dihydroxypterocarpan 6A-monooxygenase-like. The transcript is spliced from 2 exons. Gene Ontology annotation, cellular component: membrane. Bases 111 to 1655 code for a protein of 514 amino acids. The record is from RefSeq and is a predicted model, not a curated record. Gene Ontology annotation, molecular function: iron ion binding; oxidoreductase activity, acting on paired donors, with incorporation or reduction of molecular oxygen, NAD(P)H as one donor, and incorporation of one atom of oxygen; heme binding. NCBI's taxonomy places the organism in Eukaryota, Viridiplantae, Streptophyta, Magnoliopsida, Fagales, Juglandaceae.